Molecule: messenger RNA, 2670 nt
Organism: Symbiodinium pilosum
Lineage: Eukaryota; Dinophyceae; Suessiales; Symbiodiniaceae
Source: the annotation of a GenBank genome assembly
AUGCAGGCUCGGCAGGAAAAAGAGAUGCAGGAGCUGGAUGAAUGCACUUUCCAGCCAUCAAUCAACACGCGCUCCGAGUACUAUGCUAGACGGUCCCGCAGCUGCAUGGUUGAAUCUCUGCCAGAGCGAUUGUUCCACGAGGCUGACAAGAGGGCUAGCUUGAGAAACAAGGCCAAGGAGCUCAUGGAAGCAGACACACUGUGUGCCUACAGUUUCCAGCCCAGCAUCAACCCGAGCAGCAAAGGCGCUAAUCGAGCACCACUACAUCUCCGUGCAGAGGAGCUACGCCAAAGACGUGAGCAAAGAGUGCGGAGUGCACAAGUCGCUGAAGAUAGACGUGCUGAAACCCUUUUUCAGCCAAAGAUCUCCAACCGCAGCGAGCGGAUUGUUCAGAAGAAGCGCGACAUGCUGUACAGGUGCGCUUCACAGGGCCGAGUCGAUUGUCUUAGGCAGCUGGGUCCUGUCGAGGAGCGGCUUUAUGCAGAGGCACAGGAAAAAGAGCAGCGACGUGCGGCACUCCAGGACUUUCACCAUGAUUCCCUGCAAUCCUUCCCAGGCGUUGAUGACACAUCAAGGAGGAUUUGCAAAUAUUCCGUCUACUUCCAGGGCCCUCAGCAGGAUUUCCUUGCAAGACAACAAGCCUUCGAGCUUGCAAAGCAAAAGAGACUGGAGGUUAGAGCACAGCACGCUGAUAGCGACUGCUGUUUCCACCCGAGCAUCACUGAAACCAGCAGACAAUUAGUCUCAAGGAAUCUGGACCUUCUCGGGGAGACCAUGGAGGAGCGGAUUCACCGCCUCGCAAUUCGCGAUGCGGAGCGCCGUGAGCAGACUCGCGCUGAGCUGGAGCAGCUACACCACAAGGACUGCACCUUCAAGCCACAAAUUAACGCUGUCUCCGAGAUGCUGGCAUCAACCUCCACGGGCAAGGCUGAUGACUCUGGUCCACACGAGCGCCUCUAUCGCUCGGCUUUGUCGAAGAGCGCUGCAAGCGAAGAGUGGCAGCCCGAAGAGAGCUUCAGGCCACGACUGGAUCCACGCAGCUCAAGGCGCUUUUCGCACAUCAAGUCCCGCUAUGCAAAUAGAUCUGACAUCCUGGAUACCAUUCGCCAGGAGCAAGAGAGAAAGGCUGAGUACCUGCUCGAGAGACGUCGUGAACUGGAUGAGGAAAAGUCGGCUGAUUGCACUUUCGUCCCCCGCGUGAAGGAGAUUUUUCACCAGGACUUGCAUAAGCCCGUGGCAGUCAGCGGUCUAGAUCGUUUCUUUGAGCUCAAGAGUUUGGCCCUCAAGAAGCAGCAGGAGCAGCUGGAACGCGAACAAAGGGUGUUUCGCCCCGAGAGCGUCUCCACGGGCACGCAGGAAGGUGUCACCAUUCCGGAGCCCUUUGAGCUCUCUGAGUGCAAGGACCGAAACAAGGAGUUCCGACGUCCCCUGCUUGACGAGGACUGUACGUUUGCGCCGCAGACCAACGAGACUCACAACCGAGAGAUGAUCCAGCAGUUAAUGGGCAUGGUGAAGGCGAGAACAAAGAUUGUUGCGCUUGCCACUGGAUGCCCAUGCUACCACAAGCUGUCAGCAUGCCAGCAGGAUGGUAGCACGUCUGCUGCGGCCUGGAUUGAGGCGGCUGGAGCCAUCUUCGCCACUUCCAGGAGAUAUUGGCAAAGCGUGAAACUUUACGGCCGCUCUGAAGGUGCAACCUUGGAGAAGAUUGACACUGCGGAUGUCUUGUGUGAAGCUGGCGAAAAAGUCCUGGACCAUUUGGUUCUCCGACACAUAGCCGGUGCACAGCAGGUUAAGAACCGAUCCACGCAGGUCAAAUGGACCCGCGGCAGCGAGCAGAGCAUAGGCGACAUUGGGGGCAAAGCAACGAUGCGCGUGUUUGCCAAGAACUCGAGAGUUGCCCUGCAUGCUGCCAGCGUGGAGCAGCUGAUGUGCGGGCGUUGUUCACAGGUGUAUGUUCCAGGAUACAAUUGCCAAGUGUUGGUGCGGCGGGUGGGAAAGAGGAGGAAGAUUAUGAUGACGAAGAGUGGCAGGAAGGCGCUUCCAGAGAGCAAGCGCCCUGACCGGAAGACUACAGACGGGGCACAAGGAGGCAGUGUGCGAAAGCAUCCUCUCAGCAAGAUAAGAAGGUGCGUUCACUAUAUUUGCCGGUGGUGUGGCUGGCGACGACAGGUGCUCCUUCCUCGUCAGCCUCAGCGCCCUCUGCGUGAGGUGUCGGGCGCGCGGCCGUCAACACUGACGUUAGCUGAGAAAAAGCAGGUGGCAGUCAACGAGGAGGCUCGAAAUGCGGCCAUGGCAGCCAAAAGGCUCAAAAAAGCAAAGGCGCAAGCCAAAAGCACGUCCUCACGCAAGGUUUCUGAGGGGAUUAGCCAGGGCGACUUCGUGACAAAGGAUGGAGGACCGGAUUCUGUGACCCUCGCCUCAACAUCCUUAGCCCAAGAGGAGCCAGCAGCUCAAGAGGCCGCGCAGUUGCGGGCCUCAAACAUCAAGAAGCAGGAGCAGGAGCACCCAGUCAAGAUUCACAACUCGGCAACAGAAAUGCCACAGGCAUUGCAGCAGAAACGCAUGCAAGUUGAAGCGAAGCAGGAACCAAAGGCCAAGCGUCGACCCCGGCAGGACACGAUGAGUCGAGCGCUGGGGCAGCUUGCACAAGCUCAGGAACCGAGCUUCUGA